CGUUAGAUAUUGUGUUCUGCUUUGUUCGUGGUUGGUUGUGUUUAGUGGUUUAGUUUAGGUCUUUCGGUCGUUUGAGAAAGAAAGUUAAGAGGUAUCUCGCAUCUCGCACCACUAUGAGCGUCCACAAGCCAAACAGUCAACAGCAGAAAAUGACUUUAGAUUCAAGAGUUUUCGAUAGUUUGUCCUCGACAUUUCCUGAAUUUCAGUGCACUAUUGCUGACAUAAAGUUUCCUAAAAAGGACUUUGUCAUAAAUUUUUAUCUAUAUGUGCUGGAACAACUCCAAUUUAAUCCUAACAAACUUAUUGGUACGCUACUUGAAGAUCAGUUUAAAGGAAUAUCCCAUCCUGAAAUGUUUCGAGAGAGUUUUCAGCUUAUCAGCCUGAUGAAGUCCCUACGGACCAUACUAAAUAAGCUUCAUACGAAAGAUGGUUUGCAGUUUGGGUUGAAUGACCUGGUUGAUCCCAGUCCUGCCAGAAAUUCGGCAUUUAUGUUUACUCUCCUUAACUUCUUCAAUUUCGCUGAUGCAAGAGUGACCGAACUUAAAGAUAAACUUGAUAUCGUUGGUGAACGUAAAUCUCAACUGAGUGAAUUAUUGGCUAAACGGGAACAAAUUGCUAGAGAGAAAAACGAGAGAGCAGAAAAGAAAGUCAAAAUGCAGGAUCGUGCACAACAGAUUCAUAUCCAAAAAUUAGGAUUUGAAGCAUUGAGGGAUGAAACUGUGUCUCUUGAGAAAAUGAGUGACAAAAGACAUGAAGAAUUGGAAGAUGUUGCACGACAUAUUUGUAGGGUCCAGUCCCAGAUUAAUGAGUUAAAGGAUACCUACCAUAAGUUGCAAGCUCAACAAGUACAAUCUCCUGACGUACUUAAAAACAGUUACAAGCACCUACAAGAUAAGCUUAAAGAAACCAAACUUCUAUUGGAACAAUCACAAGAGACAGCUGAGGAGAAGAAAAAGAUCUUGCUCUUACUUGAAACAGUGGAAAAAGGACAAGACAAUCGUCUGAUACUACUCAAAGAAAUUAUUGAUCAAGCCAAGGAAGUGAAAAAACUUGGAACUGAGCUAGCUAAUUUGGAGUUGAAACUUAAAUCAGAUUCCGCUUUAACCGAGGCAUCUCAGGCUAGACUGAAUGGACUCAAAAAGGAUCUCUCAGGUCUCACAACUCAAAUAACCACUCUUGAACUACAGCAUGAGAAAACUAAAAGUAGCAUGAAGGAGGGCAUACGUCAUUUAAAGGAGGAGCGGAAAGCCCUAGAAGAUACGGAGAGCUCUGAACUUGAAUCUGUGCUUGAGUCUAUUGAUAAUGUACAACAAGAGGUUAACAGUUUACUUCAGGAAAAUACUAGAUUAAAUAAAUCUUACGAAAAGCUCUAUGCAUCUCUAAUCCAAAAGGAACAAGAAUUUACAAGCUCUGAAAUUGAAUAUAUUGAUGGUGAAAUUGCUGAAAUGAAACUGGCUCAACAAUCCAAGAAAAGGUCUUAAAUCUAAUGGUGAAACAAUUUUUCAUGUAGGAAAUAUGGCUAAGUGAUAAAACAAAAAUUGUCAAUAAUUUAUGUAGAAUGUAAUUGAAUGUAAUUGUCUUCUAUACAAGGAAUCAAAAUUUGAAAAUGUUUUGAUA
Molecule: messenger RNA, 1617 nt
Organism: Frankliniella occidentalis (western flower thrips)
Lineage: Eukaryota; Metazoa; Arthropoda; Insecta; Thysanoptera; Thripidae
Product: M protein, serotype 5-like
Exons: 8
Coding region: 114-1481 (455 amino acids)
Cellular component (GO): kinetochore; Ndc80 complex
Source: RefSeq, a predicted model, not a curated record